GCUGAUCUGUAUGCACUCAAACCAGCAGACUUCGUUACGGAUUUGUUUAUCCCACAAAAUCUCUUCUCUCGAAGCUUAUCGGACCUUCAUGCGUGGAAGUCGUAUUGUAAUUAGGCAGGAAAACACAUUUUCCCAGGGGAAUCCAACGCUGGAGUUGGAACCGCCGUUAUUCGCGAUCAAAGGCUCGUAUCUGUCUAAUUUGGAUGAAUUUGCCUUCACUAAUUUACCUAGUCUAACGUAGCUAGUUGGCUCACUGCUUCACACAAAAUCAGACUCAGCUGCAGCGAAGUGACGGCACGGCAUACACACUGAGCCCCGCCUCACGCCGUGAGCCCCCAGACGCCGACCGGGCAGGAAGUUUAGUGUGUGUCUCACACACGGCAUCAGACGACCGAACAGACUUCACUGAGAAAAAUGGCAUGAGAUAGGGGGGCAGAGGUGUCCUUUUGCCCCCGUUUGUCUCUGCCUAGUCUAACUUGCUUAGCUAGUUAGCGGUUUUGAUGCAUUCGCGAAACCUGUAACUUAUAGCUAAGUUAGCUUGCCAUUUCGAGUUAACCUCGGCGAGUCCUCCAAUACACCAAACGAAAAUCUGACAAAGUCGCCAAGGGAAAUAUGGCAAACGUGAAAGUCGCGAUUCGAGUUCGACCACUCAGUGCUAGGGAGAGCAAAGAUGGCGGCCGGAUAGCCGUGCAGGUGGAGGACAAGGUGGUGAGGAUCAGGAACAUGAAGCUGGACGGACGUCUGGACGGCCAUGCGGACUCCAGGGAGAGGCUGAUGGAGUUCGGGUUCGACUACUGCUACUGGUCCGUGGACCCUGAGGCCUCCCACUACGCGUCCCAGGAGGAGGUGUUCCAGGACCUGGGUGUUUCGGUGCUGGCGGGGGCGUCUGAGGGGUACAACGUGUGCCUGUUCGCUUACGGGCAGACCGGCUCGGGGAAGACCUACACUAUGAUUGGCACACCGGCCUCCAUUGGCCUGACCCCGCGAAUCUGUCAGGGCCUGUUCAGGACGGAGGACGGCUCUGCAGAGGGACAGAGCCCCUGCAGGGUGGAGGUCAGUUUUUUGGAGAUCUAUAACGAGCGCGUGCGUGACCUGCUGAGGCGCUCUGAGGAGAAGAAGCCGUCCCCGCUGCGGGUUCGAGAGCACCCCGAGAAGGGGCCCUACGUGCAGGGCCUGUCGCAGCACGUGGUGUCGGACUACCAGCAGGCGGUGGACCUCCUGGAGGAGGGCAUCUCCAAACGCAUCACGGCCGCCACGCACAUCCACGACGCCAGCAGCCGCUCCCACGCCAUCUUCAGCAUCCAGUACACGCAGGCCAUUCUCGAGAACAACCUUCCUUCUGAAAUUGUCAGCAAGAUCAACCUGGUGGACUUGGCUGGCAGCGAGAGGGCGGACCCUAAUUACUGCCGGGACCGGAUCACUGAGGGCUCCAACAUCAACAAGUCCCUGGUGACCCUGGGCAUCGUCAUCUCCGCUCUGGCCCAGAACUCCCAGAUGUUCAGCAGCUGCCAGAGCAUCAACAGCGUGGCGAGCGAGGGGGAGGGCAGCACGGGGGGCAGCCUGUCCAGCUCGCUGUCCGGGGGGGCGCGCCGCCACUGCUUCAUCCCCUACCGGGACUCCGUCCUCACCUGGCUGCUGAAGGACAGCCUGGGGGGCAACUCCAGGACCAUCAUGAUCGCCAGUGAGUGCUCACCCCCCCCCCCCCAAAAGCCGAGGCUGAAGAUCCCUGCUCUUACCGCCGAUGACGCCAGCGUGAGGCUGAUCAGGGAACUGCGGGAGGAGAUCGACCGACUGAAGAGCAUGCUGCUGAGCUACGAGAUGCAGCGGAACCCCAGCCCUUCUUUGAGUGACGAGCGGGACGGAAGCAUCUCCGACCUGGUGCUGCAGAACGAGCUGAAGGUUGAGCAGCUGACUAAAGACUGGUCGGACCGGUGGCGGGACCAGAAGGAGGUGCUGGAGCAGUACAGCGUGGACAUCAACCGGGACCGGGCGGGCUUCCUGAUCCGCUCCCUCCUGCCCCACCUCAUCGCCCUCGACCGGGACGUCCUGAGCACGGGGGUCACCUUCUACCACCUCAGGGAAGGGGUGACCGUGAUCGGACCACACGACCAAUCCCAAAUAGUCCUGCAGGGGGAGUCGAGCUGUGAGAUUGUGAACCAGCAGGGCACCGUGACCCUGAGACCCGUGCCUGGCAGUGUCUGCACGGUCAACGAGCGGGAGGUGACCGAACCGUGCCGACUGGCUCAAGGGGCGGUGAUAGCGCUGGGCGGGGCGCACAAGUUUCGCUUCAACCACCCGGCGGAGGCGGCCGUCCUGAGGGAGCGGAGAAGGGAGAGUGAAGGUAUCCUGGACUGCUGCUCCACUGACCUGAGUCCCCUCGCCUCCAGUGGCAGGCCAGAGGGGGACAGGUGCUGGGAGGAGGGCGGGGGCGGGGGCGACGGCAGCGGGGCGUCGGCGGCACACCCCCCCAGGCAGCGGGUGGAGGAGCAGCAGCGCUACAUCGAGUGCCUGCGGGAGGAGAUCCAGGCGGAGCAGCAGCGGGCGGAGCUGGAGCUGGAGAGCGAGCAGGCGCACCUCAGACAGCAGCACAGAGAGAUCCAACAGUGGAUAUUGCAGGAAAAGCAGCGUCUGGCCGCCAGUGAAGAGAAGGGGAAGCAAGAGCUCGGGGUGCAGACGGACCCAGUGUCCUCGCCCCGCCCAGAGGGCGUGGCCUCCGAGGCCAUGGAGGGCGGGAGCGGUCCCAUUGCGACGCCCCUGACGGCGACGAUCGGCGACAGGAAGAGGGUGGUGCAGGAGGAGCUGCUGCGGCACCACGCCUUGCGCCGGGCCGAGAACCGGGUGCGCCGCAAACGUCUGCACUACCAGCUGGAGCGGAUUGCUCAGAAGCGCCACCUGCUGGAGGCCAAAAGGGAACUGCAGCGGCUGGAGAACGCCCUUCCCCCGGGGCAGGACAGCCCGACGUCGCCUGAGCUGGGCCACCUGUCCAGGGCGAGAGGGCCUCCGCGCGUCCUCCGCAGGCAUUCCUUCUCCGCGGACAUCCUGUCCCGCCUGUACCCCCAACACACCCCCAGCUUCAGUCAUUUUCUUAGAAGAAACAAGUCAUCAGAAUUUUCCCCGGCAUUUUGGAGGUCUUCAGACCCUCGAAAAUGGGUGUCAGAUGAGUGUCUUCCAUCCAGGAGGACAAGAAGUCGAGCCAACACCAUGCCCUCAGAAUUUAGCCGAAGUUUGGACUGUCAGACAAGCUUUCCAGAAAGGCUGAAUGCAUCCAUGAGGCAUGUUCCUGUUGUAAUGAACGGGGCAGAAAGGAGAUCUUCACUCUCAAAAAAUGGAUCUAUUGGAAGUCAUGGGGAAGCUUCCCAAUCAAGCAUUGAUGCUUCAGAGCAAUGCAGUAAAGUCACAAAAAAGAGUGUGUCAAUGUCAGUGAAGUCCAGUGGCCCUAACGCGCCCAAGGGCGUCAAAAGCCCCUCCCAGGGUAACAAGAGCCUGGAGAGAAUCCGGAAAGCGUUCUCCCGUUCGGUCGGCCCGGGAAUCCGGACUGCGCUGUCGAGGGUGUUUCGAAAACCCCCGUCUGGAUUUAACUGCAGAGGUACCAAGUCCCUCGGCAAGACCGCAAACAGGUCGCAGGAAAAUUCAGAGCUGAAGGAAACAAAGGUGGCGGAAGAACACUCGAUAAAAAUGGCGGUGUCUUGUGAGGACUUGAAGCGGCCGACAUCGUCUACAGAGACGAGGCAAAGGCGCUGGAACAGUGCAGAGGUCUUGGGUAAGGCGUCUGAAAAACCCGCGAGUAGGCAGUGGAAGCUGGCAGGCUGGACGGAGAACAUGCAGGAGGAGCAAGGAGAUGGUUCCUCAGACUGUGACAGCUCGUACUCCCUGGACUCCCUCUCUUCUGCCUAUGCUACAGCCCUGGCCGAGCAGCUGAAGCAAGAGGACUCCGAAAUGAGCGAAUGCGAUGGAAAGAGUGAAGCCGAAAGUGUGGACAGCCAGAUGUCCCAGGAUUCCCUGGUGACGGACAGCAGCAAGAAGAACACCACUGUGAGGACCGUUUCCAAGUCGACAGAGGCGUGCCAUCAACUAGCCUCGACUCUUCACCGCAUUCCUUCUGGCAAAGAGAGGAGGGUCUUCAGCAGGCAGUCAGCUGGCAAAGAAGUCGUGGAUAUGCUCUCCUCUCUUGAUUCCUGCACCUCUGAUGACAUGCCAGCAGAGGCGUACUGGGGACUCUGUGUUGUGUCCCAGCCAAAUGUAGCACAUAAACCGGAAGCGGUGAAGGAGGCUGUUCGGCCACCAAAGUGGACAGUCGUGUCUAGAGAGAUGCGGAUCAGUGAAGAGUCAGCUGGUGGUCCUCUUGUGACCGACGGCAUUCCUCGUCCAUUUUCAGCUUCCAGUAUUAGAGAGCAAGAGAAUUCGCUGGUGUCAACCGAUGCGUGGUCCUCCACAGAAACAGACAGUCCCAGAAUUUGCAGAGCCUCAACUGCCACAACCCAACGGACACUGUACAAUCCAGCAGAAGGCAGUAGCAACACUCAAAGUAGCAUGGACCUCUCAGAUAGCCCGAGGAGCUCUGAAAGCCAAGACUGGUCCAACACCGACUGCACAGAAGGUGAAAAAACAACUGUAGAGCAACAAAAAUAUUGGGAUUCAGAGACUAGCUCCAGCUCUUCUGUGUUACCGAUAAUGCUUGGAGAUGAGACUAUGCUAGCAUCACUGGACACCAUUACAGAGCCUGUUCCAGGGCCCAUAUUCUCAGAAGUCAGCCAUUUUGAAGGAUGCUCAAUGAACCUAUCAGGCAAGGGAAAUGAGGGAGAAGCAACUGCAAGUAUGGAAACAUCCGACUGUCCCAAAAGAUGUGGGAACAAUCAAACUGAAAAUAUGCCCUUUGAUGGAAGUCUUUGCAAAACUGAAGCUAUUUCUUUCUCUGCUUGUAAAAGUCCUCCAACCCCAACCAUAGUAUGCCAAAAUCUCGAACCAGACAAUGAGCCUGUGUCAUCACUUAAGUCUGAGAAACUGAUGAUUAGAUCUAUGUCAGAACAGCUUCAAGUGGGUGCAAGUGAAUCUGCCUCAUCUAUGGUAGAAGAGAUAAACAGCAAUGUCACAGACGUUUCAUCGAAAGAUGACCACUCUUCUUCUGAAUGCACAGUACAAGGUGAAAACAUAAUCGAAAAUCUGUUUCUUGCAAAUGGUGAUGUUGGUACUGCUGAACUUCUGUCAGUAAACCUUUCAGAAUUUGAUAUGAACACAUCAUGCAGGAUUGAUGAAGAAGGCACACCCUCAUCUUGUCCCCCAGAACCUCAAAGUAACUUUAAUGAAGGAUCAAUCGUACAUAGUAUGAGACUCCCCUGUAGUGAAUUGGUUCAAGUGAGCUUCAUGGAGGAAUCAGCAGUGGGUUGCACACAUCAAAAUGACCAUCCUGAUACUAAAAAUACCUCGGAUAAGAUAAAAAUUCAGACCGUCAAGGCCGACAUUUCAGAAUUGUCAAACCCAUUGCAGCAUGUUGAUUGCCAGGACAGAAAAGAUAUGCAGAAUGGAAUAAAAGCUGAAGGCCAGAGCAUAAUGAACAGUGACAGUCUGAUAACUUCUGGAAUAGUCUGCAAAACAGAUCAUUUUCAAUUAGAAAGUAAUCAAAACAUUUCUGUGUGCACUACUAUUUUGCAUUCUCAGACAGCUUCUCAGGAAAUUUGUCAAGUGAAGGAGGCUGUGAUCAGCUAUAUCCCAGAGAAUGUCUUAAAGAUGAGUACAAACAAACACUCUUCAAGUACUGAUCAUAGUGGGAAGGAGCAAAUCGCGACCAUGUCAAGAAAUAAUAGAUAUUCCAUUGAUUCAGGAGAAAUUGUUGAGGGCGAAAAGAAAAAUGGAGUAUUCUCUGAAUCCAAAGAGAAGGAACCUUUCAGAGUGGCUCAAAGUGAAUCUUUUGAAAUCCAUAACCCCUCUAUAGAUGUGGAAGAAGCCAAAGUAUUGACCAUUUCCAAAGUUGAAGGAGAAGCAGUGAAUGAGAAGGUGGAUUUUGAAGUUGUUGACAGUAUGUCUUGUGAAAUGGAUCUGGACAAAUCAAAGGGUCAUGAAGAGACAUUUGAUGAGGAAGAGUGGGAGGACUGUGAAACUGAAGAGACCAAAGACUGUUUAGAGAAAAAGAUGAAUAAGCAAUACAAGCCUGAAAAAAUGGCUGUGCACUUAAAGAAAGGUGUAAUCCACAGUGCCAUACCUACCACAUAUGAAUCAUUCAAGGUGUCUGGUAGAGGAAAUGAUUCAAGAAAAAUAGAAAAACUCGGAAUGCAUAGAGGCAAAGAGAAACUGCCCAGAAUCCCAAAGAAAAUAUGUACAGCAGAAAAGAAUAUAACUACAGCUGCACCUGGGGACUCCGAGGGGAGUAUGACCAAUAACGAGGAAUGUGACUGUAACCACACCAGAGAGGCCGAGUUUAAAAAAUCUCCUGCAACGUUUGAUUUAUCAAACAGUUCAUCUUUUCUUUGUUACACAGAAAAGAGCGCACUAGCCGAUAAGGACUUAGGGUUGUCUACAAGCCAAAAUAAUGUGGCUGAGAUCUGUGAUAAAACAAAUUGUUUUCAAGCAACAAAUAAAGGCCUGGAAACUUAUGCAGAAGAAAAGAGUAGAGAAAACGAACGUAGUCCAAUUGACCAGGAGAUCUCUAAAGUCGUGCAAAAGCACAUGAAGGCAUCUUUGAAAGAAGGUCGGGAAGAUGUAGGUGCUGGUGAUGAAGAGUCCAGUGCAUUUAUGUUGUUGAAUGUGCACUGGGAUAAAGAUGAAUUUGAGGAAUCAAACCCAUGUGCCUUAUCCAGGGUCAUCAGACCUCAUGUUCAGGGAAAUCUUUCAAGUCUUUCUGAGAUGAGUGAUGCCUCGGAAGUAAAGGACCUCAGAGACCAUCUCCGGAAUUCUGGAGCACUUUUUUCUGAGAGCUCAAUGUCCCCAGUACUUCCACCUUUCAUCGAGAUCAAACCCCUCCAGGAUGACUGUGUCAGGGCGGAUAUAGCUAACUUUGAUCCUGAACAGCACAGUGCUAACGCCCUUACAUUACUUUCCAAGAAUUGUACAGUGUUGUUACCCAAAGCAAUGGAAUCAAGUCCCUCAGAGAAGAAUGGAACUUCAAGCUAUGAGGGCCAGAAGAUGAGAGGCAAAGACAUAAAUGUCCAGUCAUUUGACAAAAUAAAUUAUGUUCAGAUUGGCAGCAGUGGUAAAAUCAGCUCAAAUUCUGUUGAACCUGCAACAGUAGAACAUGGAGAUGCUCAAAUGAUAGCCUUUGGCAGUUCACCUAUGAACCUUGAGCUAAAAGACUCCAGACAAAUGCGUCCUAACUCAUCAAAAGCGACAAGCAUUGAUGAUUGUACAUGUAUAACAGAUACACCGAACAACCAACUGAGAGAGAACGUUUCUCCUGCAGCAAACCCCAACCGAGAUGAAAUUAUGGUAGAAGAAAGGAUCUUGGAAAGUAAUGGAACUAAAGAUCCUAUAACCAUUAAUACCCCUGGAUACAAAACUGAAGGUGCAACAAGUAUAGAUCAGUCCUUUGCGUUUAGGAGGGACUUAACUGCAAUUCCAGGGAAGGAUGAAAGGGCAGACAUCAACAGCAAACAAGUAGUGGAGCAGAAGACUAAAGGAAGUAAAAUAUGUUCUUCUCCAUAUCUUUCUGAUGACUCUCACGAUUAUAAAUCAAGGAGUAAUAUAGAGAAGCUUAGAGAAGUUAGCCUAGCACACAUCAGUAUGCCUGCCCUGCAACCAGAUGGAAAUUAUUUAGAAAAUGUUUGUCCCUCACCCACAGUGGGGUUUGUGUCUCAGAUGAGGGAAGAGAAAGGAAAUAUAGUUUUCCCGCCUUCAGAAGGCUUUGAGGCCAGUGCACAGCCGAGACAAUCCUGUCCUGAAACAAACCACAGUGAACUUCAUGGAUUGGGCAGUGAGGAUUACUUUGACGUACGGAUGUCCCGAUGGACUGGUUCAGUUGAGCAUGCCUCCCAGGACAAACUGGAAGAAAUCCUUAAACCCCGAGCUGGAGUUCCCGAUUUUAUUGUUAAGGUGGAACAAAAACUGAACUCUGACACGUCAAGUAAAUUUUCCAGCUCUAAUUCAGAGCAUGAAGACAAAAUCAAUGCAACAUGCACAUUGAACACUGUGGAGCCAAAGGCCGACUGUGAGCAUCCUCUCCGAAAUGAUCUCGAAGGCUAUUUGUGUUCUGCUAAAGACUUUUUCCUUGAAUAUGAGGCACGUCAUCAAUACAAGGUCAUGACUGAAAUUCCUGAUAUGAAGUCCACUAAUGUUGUCACAACAUAUGGUGCCCACUACAACAGCAAUGUGUGUGAAUCUGAUGGAGUUCCUUGUUUUCAGCAGGCAAGUUUUGAGGAAAUUGCAAAGCCAACUGAGAAGAUUGGCUCAGCACCCGUUAAAUCGUCCCCUGAGAUACAAUCCGACAGUUUAUCACAACAUUUGAGAAACAGUCAAUCUAACAGAAUCAAAGGUGCUUCAUCCAUUUGUAAUGUAACCAAGAAUUUCAGUCCAUCCUCUUCAGAAAACUGUUUGGAACCCAUUGAUGAUCAAGUUGAAAAAGGGUCUAAAACCCAGUGUAGUGAGAACUGUACUUCCACACGCCAAACCAAUGAGUCACAAGAGAUAGCACACAGCUUCCAAGUAGCUAAAAGAGAAUCGUCCAGCCCAAGCUAUGCACAACAUGAAAAUACUGAAAUCAUAAAGAAGCUGUUACUUGAAGGAAUCAAAGAAACAACCGUAACAGAGACCAGUUGCCUUGUAAAUGUAGGACUUGAAUUCAAAAACAGUGAUGCCUCCGUUUCAUCUCAUUCACCAUCUCAAAUGAAACAGGACGGCCACUGUUUAGAGUCGAGAGUUAAUGGUUUUGGAGACAGAGAGAUGUUAAAGUCUGAUUACACAGGACACCCACAGUGUAGCAAUAAUGCUGUAAGUAAUGCUGAUCACCAAAGGGGGAAGCAAAAGCGGUUUAGAAGGGUGAAUCCAAGGGCACCAUCCACGUCAUCAACUGAGUCUAUGCUGGACUCAUCUCCAGAAGAAAAGACUAUAUCUAGAGUGUAUCCUGGCAGGAUACAAAGUAGGUCUGAAGCUCAAACACCUUUAAAGCUAGAUACGCUUGUUAACAGCCGUAAGGUAUGCAGUGGUUUCACCAAAGGCCAAGGCGUAACAUCUGCAGUAACUAAGACUAGUAAUGAACUUGAUGAUAAACCCAGAAAUGGAGGUAGCAGGUGCCAGAGGCAAACUCACUCCAACAUGAGGCCACUAAAGCCUCAUAUAGUGUCGCAUGUGGAAAAAAAGUCAAUUCCCCACAGUGAAACUAGUACAUGUGGACCUAAAAGCUUAAAAAAGGGCUCCCAUGAAACAUUAAAACCUUGCCUUAAGCAGCAUGAGCUAAGUGUUGCUAAGCAAGAGAAGGUCCUGCAACAAGAGAGUCAGACAUUGCCUAAAAAGGAUGCAGCAAUGCACUUUGCUUCCAGUGAUAUCAACCCCUUUUUCCAUUCUUGGCAGGAGACAGAGUCGACCAAAGGGACCUAUAAAAACCAGGUUUUUGGAAGUGCCACUGACAUCUCCUGCAAAGGAUCUCUGCUGGACGAUCAUAAAAGCCAAGUCACCAGGUGUCACAGCGUUGAUAAUGGAUUAAACGAUCAAAACUCCCCCUUUCAAUCUCAUCUGAGUGCCUAUGCUAACAAGAAAGAACUCUCCAGCAGUUUUGAAGAUUUCAAGGAGCAGGACUCUUCAGAGCUCCAAUCGUGCCACUACAUGUCCUACCCAGACAGUGUACAGAACCCAAGAAGGUGUGAUUCUUACAGAAAUGUUGUCUCUGGUGAUCUUGGCAACUGCUCAGGUCAAGUGGAUGAAAUAAUGUUAGUUUACUCCUCUGAGCAGGAGUCUGUAGCUGGUCCACUCAAAGACUAUUCCAUGUUAGCCUGUGACCAAAGUACACAGACAACGAUAGUGGAUAGCAGGCAGAAAAAGAAGAAUCGUCACAAGCGGAGUAGUACCCAGGUACCAAUGACCAGGAUGGAUACCACUGGAACUGGAGUGCCUACCACGUGGGCAAGCCUUCAGAAUAUGUCCCUUCAUCUCUCCGAGUUGAUCUACAAUACAUCUGAUCUGCUGGGGAACAUACAGUGCAUCAGAGCCCAAGAAUCCCUUCCCAAAACUGAUCGGCACGGUAAUGUUGUGGCACAUCCACUUUUCGCUGGAUCUGGAAAGAGGGAUUGUUCAACCCAAACCGUUGUGGACAUUGGGAUCCAAACUGAAGGGUUUCCUGUGCUUGGAGGUUACAGGGACAUCACUAAAAAACAAAUAAUUGAGAAACCUCAUGAAGUCAACGUGAUUGUGAAAGUAAUUGGUUCAGAUGUGCUUAGUGUAUCACAAGAUCAGGAGGAUAUUAUACUUAAUGUGCAGGACAGAGCAAAGUAUGGAAGGACAGGUGAAAAGAUGCAGAGUAUGCCCAAUCUCUGGCAAAAUAACUCUGGUGGAGCUGAGUGGACUCACGCCUCAAUGGAAUCUGCUUCUCAGACAGUUCGGGCCUCCACACCUUCCUUAGUGACAAAUGUGCAGUGUUACAGCUGCUCUAAUCAUGACAGUUCCCUCAAAUUGUCUCCCAGGCACAUACCUGAACAGGUGUUCUCUACCAACAUUGGAAUCUCGAGGGUCAGCAGCAGUUCCUCAAAUGCAGCCAGCCAGGGAAACCAGACCUCCUUGAGGGAUGGGUCUCAAUGUCUUAGUGCUCACCAGAAAACGUGUCCCAAACAAGUGUGUUUCAUUGACCGUGCUUCCUCGCCCAUACUUACAGUAGAGUCUGGGACAGGUACCCAGUUAGGCAGGAGUAAAUCCGCUCAGUGCCUGGUGAACCAUCAAAAGGUUGAGAUGCAAGAAUCAGUUUGGGAGCAACAUGAGGUCCAGUCUGCCCCUUGGAGAAGUUUACAUGACCAAGCAGAAAAGGGACUUCUAUCUAAGCAUGCAAACAGGGAAGAGCAGAGCCAACAAACUUGUGAUCACUCUGGAAAGCUAAGUCGACUAACUUCAAAUGGAUCCAUUGGCUGUUUCACUCCUGAAAAUGUGAGUGAUCUCAGUGAGCAUAGUUACCAAACAGUGGAGAGGUGCUCUGUGAGUCUGAAGAUCUCAAGAAAUUUUAUGGAUAUAGCUAAGCAGCAAACUGCUAAGGUUUCGAAACCUUCAAGUAACCAAUCACCUAACCAGAGUCCUAGAUGGGCCACUCUUCCUCCAUAUUUAAGUGAUGGGGCCCCUUUUCUGAGUCAAGUUUCCUUAGUAAAGCCUGGGAAACAAGAUGAGUGUCCGCAUCUUGGUUGCAGACAAGACAGACAAGAGCCUUCAAACGAGAAGUCUCUAUUGUCCAGCCUAGAUAAACAGCUGAGCUACAGCGCAUCUGCUCUGGAAAACUACCAUAGAACGUUUGAUGAUGUUGGCAGGUGCUGGAAUGGCCCUUCUGAACCUUCAAAUAUCAGUGAGGCCACUGUCCAGCUUCAGGAAGAUGAUGCAGUAUCAUUAGCACCAAGUGAAUGCAACACGGACAUCCUCAUCAACAUUAAUCCUCUCCUGAAUGUCAGCCAGAAGGAACACCGGAGGGUCCCUGAGGAUCUGCCAAUGCACAACAAGUUCACCAACUGGUCGGGUGUCAGCUAUCAUCCUCCAUCAAUCGCCAGUAGUGGCGUGGUUCAGUCAGUCUCGAAGCGUAGCAACAGGGUGAAAGAGAAAAGCAGCUGUGCGCACCAGAGCAGCUCAGAAAGCCAGGGGUCAGGUGAUGCAGAGGUGAUGACCCCCAAAAGCAGAAGGACAAAAGAGAUCGAGAUGCUUCGUAAGGAGCGGGAGCAAGUGAUGGCUGCCGUCCGGCUGGACAUGAACCCGCACCAACUGACCGUGGAGCUGACCGAGGCCAAGCUGCAUUAUGGCCUUGGGGAAACCGAUGCACUACUGAAGUUGCUGAAGACCAACUCCAAAGAGGAGCCCCGUGGCGUACCUACAAAACAGCAACUGUAUGACCAACACAGGAGGAGCAUCGAAGGAUUACGCCAGGAGAGGGAGGCACGCCUCCAAACUUGCCGACGGGCACGCAGCCUGAGUCCCAGCAAGCACCUCACCUCCCAGGUCCAAGGGGCAGAAACGCCCACCAGGGGGCCUGAAUUGCCCAGCCGACGCAGGGAGUACCUGCAGCAACUCCGGCAGGAGGUGGUGGAGAGCACCAGAGUUCCGGAACCCCCAAAGCAGGCAGGCCAGUGGCCCUCGGAGAUCGAGCUGAUGCUGCGGGACUACGGCCGCGCCCGCGAGGAGGCCCGGACGGAGAUCGCGCGCGCCAGGGACAGGCUCCGUGAGAGGACCGAGCAGGAGAAGAGACGGCUGCAGCAGCAGGCCCUGUCCCGAGCUGUGAAGGAUGACCUCCGUUCACGUACCCGCGUCAGUAGCAGCACCCUCUGCACUGGGUCAAGCCUCAGCUUGUCUUCAGGGCCUACCUCUGGCUACAACAGCAGCAACACUGCCCUUCUAAAAGAAGGUGCCAAUUCUGCACAGGUUCUGCAGGUCCCUGGGUGCCCAGAAGAUGGAGGUUUGAAGGUCAGAGGUCGUCCUCCCAUACGCGCCUCACAGAAUUUUGAACUUCAGCGUCCCUGGCUGUCAGUCCAGGAUGUGCGUUUGGAGGUUCCAGUCUCUGGGACUGACUCCCAGCUGCCCUCCCCAUGUGGACACCAUCGCACAUUGUCUCACAGCUCAGCUUUCUCCAUAUCCACCUCCUACCGGGACAUCGCCAAAUACACUCAUGACUGCGCCAUUGCUGAGGUGCGCUCAGCUGCAGCAGGAGACCUGGGGAACCUGCUGGAGGGGAGGGCUUCCAGUGGAUGGAGGUACCAGGGAACAGAGCGAGGGGUACAGGCCUUCUACAAGCCUUCCUCCAGCCCCUCCGUGUAUGGCUUUCUCGGGGCUGUGGAGCUGGAAAGGCCCUUGCCCAGCCUGUGGUGCAUGAUCCGGGACCACUCCAAAGCCCACCUGUACAACGAGUCGGUCCGCUCCGCCUGGACCCGGCCGCUGGAUGACAGCACACAGUUGGUGUACCUGUUGACUGACACCUCGGCCUGCCACCUCAGCCAGCCAAGAGACUUCUGCUGCAUCAGCACAGAGUCCAAGCAGCAGGGUGAAUGGGUGCUGGCCAUGCGCUCGGUGUUUGAGGAGUCUCUCCCACGCCCCAGUAUCGAAGCCGUCCGGGGGGAGCUGCUCCCCAGUGCCUGGGUCCUGCAGCCAGCGCUUCGCCAGGGUCGAGAGGUCAUCAGGGUCAUAUACCUGCUGCAGGUGGACUUAGGGACUCCUGCACUCCCACAAAGAAUCUUGAGCGUGGUUGCCAGGAAACAAGCAGCGGUAAUCGCUGAGCUGGACACUUUCCUAUCGCUCUGAAAACAUGGAGCAGAUGCGUCACAAUGAGCACUUAAGCUAAGCCUGAAUUGGAGUUGGAGCUUCACUAAUAUUUGCACCUUAUUACAUUUUGUUUGCUUUUUUUUCUGUCAUGAGUUUAUGUGAAAAUGAGAGCACUGUUGAUAUGUUGAUAUUUAUACUACAAAAUAUCAGGCAGUUUUAUAAUUUUUAAGUUUUGUAUUGUGAAGAUGAAGCUGUUUUGUUGUGAUUUUUUUUGCUUGUUUUGUUUUGUUUGUUUUUUUUAACUGAAAGUAAAAUCCCAAAGAGUAGUGUAGCAGCAGAUUUAAAUUUUAUUUUUUUUGCCAAAAAUGUCUUGCCAAGUCUGGUCAAGACCAGCAGGAGGCUUUGCACCUCCAUCGUUGCUCACGACCCUAUCUCUACUGCACAUCACUAACGGUGCAGAGAGAGGAAGGGUCUGAUGGGUCUAAUGAAUGUAGCGUCAGAGGAAAUCUCUGCACAGCAGUAUUUCAUUUGGAUAUAUAAUGCAGUUCACUUCAGUCUGACUCAGUAGUCAGUUAAACUUUCAGGGCAGUCCAGUCCAAUAGCAGUGUUCGUCGGCCUUUACUAUUGUUUAAAGCUUGAAGCAGGCCUUCACUGCAUACAGGCACAUAAUGUAAUGUGUGUGUGCGUGUGUGAGUGUGUACCUGUGCGAGUGUGUACGGGUAAAUAUCUUGUUAAGCUAUUCUCUGUCCAUUGUUCGAGGAGCAUUUUUGCAGUUUUUAGUAAUCGCAAUCGAAUAAGUGUGCUUUCACGUGUGUAGUAUUGGAGCACUGCAGAGCUUGGUCACAUCUUGCUGUUUCCUCUAAUUUUGUCGUGCAUGGCCAUGGAGUCUUCCUCAGUGUAAUACAUCAGUUUGGCGCAGUUUCUGAGGUAGUGCUGGGGAACGCUCGGUAGCAUCCGAGCAUUUUGUGUUUUUUAGUAUUUUUUUAUUGCUCAUUUAAGAUGAGAACUAAGCUAAACAUUAUCUUUCAAUCAGCAGGGAUGGGUGCUCGCUGCAAUCCGGGCAGCUAACUAAAUACAAUUUAGGGGGUGUAAGAAAUAGGAUUAACUGUAAGGAAAAUUAUAUUUUGUCUCUCACAUUGCGCAAGCGGACCACUCUGGUAUGGAGUACAAAUGUUAUUUCAUUGCACAGAAGCAGGGUGACUUGUUAAAAAAAUAUGGAGACCAGCUUUCACCUCUAGUUUAGCUGUUUCAAAUUCCAAAUUCUUACCUUUGCACAGUUAUUAAUUUAUGGGUUCUCCCCCAAGCAUUAUAAGCAUAAUAUAAUAUGUACAUUGCACAGUAGACAAAAUUAUGGAUUUAUAGUGCAUGCGGAUGCUCAGGGGUCCCUGUCCUCUAGCACUGAGUUUGAACACAGUGGUUCUUACAGGAACCACAAAUGAAGGAACCACUUCCCCCUUCUCCCACUGUCAGAGGUGGUACGUGGCUGUCCAGAGAUUGAGCCAAAAUGGCGCCAUUACGUUCCUCACUGCAUAACAGCGCAAUCGGAGCAGUAGCGCAUGCUGUCACAUGGUUUGCAGAAUUGGUGCUUCACGAUUGGCAGUGUUGAAUACCAACAAAAUUGGUUCCGAACAUAAGAAGGACUUAAUGCUCGGCACUGCAGUAGCUUGACUUUUUUAUUGUAUUUUUUACAUUUGAGUUAUUUUGAUGUAUUUUAAGUUAAUAUGCUCCCGUCUUUGUCCCCUGAUUUAGCAUUUUUGUAGCUAUGCUAUACACCUUGCAUAGUCAGUUAAGCUUGCUUGUACACCUGAUUUAGCAUUUUUGUAGCUAUGCUGUACACCUUGCGUACUCAGUUAAGCUUGCUUGCAUACCUGAUUUAGCAUUUUUGCAGGUAUGCUAUACAGCUUGAAUACUCAAUUAAGCUUGCUUGUACAGUAAGUAGGCACGCAUCAGUUACAGUGGGGAGCUAAGCUAACGUGGUUUGUUCUCAUUCUGCUCUGUAAAGGUGGUGGAGCAUUAAGCAAGCAGGCCUGCUUGGUCCAGCUCUGCAGGGGGACGGGGUUACAGGGGGGGGUCACAUGAAGGAUGUACAUUUUAUUUUCGUAAUUAUUUUUUAUAAAUAUGUCUAAUUAUAUCAGUGUGUGUAAAAUAAUGUUUUCAUUGACAAAACAGAAUUAUUUAUCUUUUUAAAAAAAAAAUUUUUUUAGUUGAUUUGGAGUUUUUCCGUGUUUUUUUUUUUUUUUUGGUUUUUUUUUUGGAAAAUAUUGUAUUCCAAAGGUUUUAUCAUCAAUAUUUUUAAAUCGUCCAAUUUUUUGUACUAAAUUUAUUUAAGAGCAUAAAUGUAUUUUCCUAAAUUUAUGUAACAUUUAAUGGGAAGAUUUACUGGGAAUGCCAUGUAUGUUUCUUGUCAAGUGUGUGACCUUUCAUAUGAUACGCGUUCAUAUGAUAUGAGUGAUUGAUGAUAUUAAUAACCUGAAGGCUUUCAGUUUCAUAUUACUUUUAAUGAACUGUCCAAGUAAAGCUCCAUGUCUGCAUAUCGAACAAAACAUUUAAUAUGAUUUUGAAACAUGGCACUUUGUUAUUAUGUAUGUAUCAGAAAAUAUGUUGUCUUGCUGAACAAAAUAUGUUUAUAAUAAAAACCGAAUAUUACUUUUCAUAGUUUAAA
This is a messenger RNA of Anguilla rostrata (American eel), 16015 nucleotides long. It is a transcript of the gene stard9, whose product is annotated as StAR-related lipid transfer (START) domain containing 9. Gene Ontology annotation, molecular function: microtubule motor activity; ATP binding; microtubule binding. The transcript has 31 exons. The record is from RefSeq and is a predicted model, not a curated record. NCBI's taxonomy places the organism in Eukaryota, Metazoa, Chordata, Actinopteri, Anguilliformes, Anguillidae. The coding region runs from base 613 to 13392 and encodes 4259 amino acids. Gene Ontology annotation, biological process: microtubule-based movement.